UCCUGUCAAAAUUUCAUUCAUAAAAUCAACGAUCAGCUGUUUUUACGGCUCACCUGUGGGAUACUUUCUUUGGAUAUUCUUUCAUUUACGUAAACAAGCUAACAAAAACAUGGAUAUAAAAAUUAAUAUUCCAAAUUACCCGAACAUCUGUCGGGUAUGUUUUGUGGAAAUUAGACACACUGAGUCGUGUGUCUCGGUAAAGGAUCAACUGAAGAAUGGUGCUAGUUACUGGACGUUAGUUCACGAGCUAUGUUCUCUAGGUCUUGAACAAGAGCCUAACGAGAAUGACACCAGUGGAAGCCUUCCUCAGUACAUUUGCAAUAACUGUACAAAGCAGAUAGAUCUCCUACAAACAUUUAAGUCCGAAACGGUCGCCAAUCAGCUAUUUCUGAACGCGUGGAUUGCAUUUAAAUAUCGAGCAGAUGCAGGUCCUUUGAGGGACCUGUUUCACAUACAAGUCAGUUAUCACGAUGCAAUACGCAAAACUCUCCGGCGAAUCAAGAUACUUGAGGACGAAGACGUAUGUCUCGAGACUUUGAUAAACGAUUCGGAGGAGGUCAGUUCCCAUCUUGAAGUUAAGUUUGAAGUGAAGAAUGAGCCUUUGGAUAUCGAAGACCCGUUGCUAAACUCUGUCUAUAGUGAGUUUGAUAAUGGCGCCAAAGAGCAAAACAAUUACGAUCACCAAACUUGUGAGGAUGAAGAUGGGUUUGGAGAGAACAGUUUGGUCGCCCUGAAGGAUCAAAAGAAUGCUGGAGACAAUAAACCUCCGAAAAAAAGAAAACGGAAAGUCGAUCUUGAACUGAACAUAGAUGGCGUCUCAAGUCGACCGUGUUAUCUGGAAAACUGUGAACCGAUACCAGUGGGUCAAGGGGAAAAACACAUUCGCGAGAAACACCGGGCUUACUGCAAAAUUUGUGGAAUGGUGUUCUUGUCCCACUCGCAAGCUGUUCACCACGUGGCGAUUCACAAAAACGACGAAGACCGCUACCGGUGCGAGGUUUGCGAUAAGCCGUAUUGGCGUGAACUUGAUCUCAAACUGCAUAGGCGGGACUUCCAUGGGAUCGACGUUGCCAAUCACGAGUGUCCCUAUUGCGACGAAAAAUUCCAGAGAAAAGCCGAUAUGUUACAGCAUCGCGAAACCCACACCGUUUGUAAAUUUUGCCCCAAGCAAUCCAAAUUUUACAAAACUAUGUUGAAGCACGCGAGGGAGCGACAUCGAGAUCAGCUUAAAUCUUGCAAAUCGUGCCAGGCCGUGUUUCUCGGAGCCAAGGAACUAGACAUGCACGAAAAGGCACAUCUUGAGGGCAGAGAGGAAAACUGCAUUCAAUUUCCGAUCAAGAACUGGACCCCAGCGCAUUGUCAAACCUGUGUGAGAGAUUUGUUCAAUCAAGAAUAUUUGCUACGUCACAACGAACAAGCUCACACGCAUGGAUUGUCGGAAAAGCCGCCGAGAAAUCGGAACUUCAAAAACCGUACCAAGGAAGAGUUAGAUAAGCUGGAGUACAAGUACAAGUGUGACGAUUGUUCUGCUAAAUUCCGUUUGAAGACAUCGCUCAAGGGUCACUGGAGAAAGAAUCACAGUGGGGAGAAAUUCAUCUGCGAGCACUGCGGAGCGUGUUUCAAAUCCAGAGCUGAAAUGAUGAUGCAUGAUCGGUACUUGCAUGCAAAAAUCACGCCAUUCGCGUGUGACUUUUGUGAUAAGCGCUGUCACACGAAAAAUGAUUUGAAAAUCCACCGGAGAAGCCACACUAACGAAAAACCCUACAAAUGUUGGCAUGAAGGUUGCGAUAAGGCGUAUAAAACUAGAUCGGCCGUGACGAAACACUUCCGAAUCCAUACCGGGGAGAAACCGUACAAGUGUUCGUACGAAGGCUGCGAUAAAUCCUACGCUUGUAGUCAACUGUUGAAGGUUCACCGUCGGAAGCACACGCUGGAGAAACCGUUCAAAUGUUAUUACUGCGAGUUGUACUUCGAUUCUACUAACAACCGGAGAAAGCAUUGCCACCGGCAUCAUGCAGGUUUACCCAUCGGUAGGGAACUGGAGAGGCUAAAUCAACAAGGUGCGAAAGGGAAUAGCACGGGUGAAUCUACGGAGCAUUCUGAGGGUUCAAGAAGUGCUGAGAUGCCAGUUAAACAAGAGGUGGAUGGUUCAUGAUAAGGAAAUAAAAGCAAACUCAUACUGCAACGUGGGCAACAGAA
Aedes aegypti (yellow fever mosquito) is the source of this 2199-nucleotide messenger RNA. RefSeq names its product endothelial zinc finger protein induced by tumor necrosis factor alpha. Gene Ontology annotation, molecular function: zinc ion binding. Gene Ontology annotation, cellular component: nucleus. NCBI's taxonomy places the organism in Eukaryota, Metazoa, Arthropoda, Insecta, Diptera, Culicidae. Bases 110 to 2155 code for a protein of 681 amino acids. The record is from RefSeq and is a predicted model, not a curated record. The transcript is spliced from 3 exons.